AUGUAUCAAAAGAUAUUGAAAUGUGGCGUGGAGAACCUAUGGAAGUUCAUAAUAAAGAGUCAUUUUUACUUUAUUCCUGAAUUUGAGCCUACGAUAGCCCUCAACGUCUCACAAAUGCUUCCCGAAAGCGACCUCCGCCUCUGUGGAUCUGCGAAAGAGAAAAACGCCAUCAGUGGUAAAAACGGCAAACUUAAGAAUCCACCUAGACCUCCAAAUGCCUUCAUCCUUUAUCGUCAUAUUGGAAUAUUGCACGAAGAACCCGUGGAAUUAGCACAAAGAAAUAUCCUGAAUAUGGGUAUUACCUGCGACGGCCUCAAGAAAGAAACGUCGAGCCCUGCACGCGAAGAAGGUAAUCUGCAUCCAGUUUUACCUCAGUUUACAAUUGCACAAUCUCCUUCGACGUGUUUCUUCCUCGUCGGUGAUAUCGAAAGCGGAUACAAAAUUCACAUUAGCGAGAGUUCUACACUCAAAGUCCAGAGACAAUAUCACCUUCCAAUACAUUCGGUCUCUUGA
Molecule: messenger RNA, 513 nt
Organism: Acaulospora morrowiae
Lineage: Eukaryota; Fungi; Glomeromycota; Glomeromycetes; Diversisporales; Acaulosporaceae
Source: the annotation of a GenBank genome assembly